CGUGUGCUUCGGCCAUGUUGUGGUUUUGAAUGAGGAAGAAGCGGGAGAGAUUAUCGUUUCUGUUUCUUUGCAGCGUUUUUUCGAAUUCACAUUGUUUUGAGAGGGAUUUCAUGAGGUGAGAACCCCGGUAAAGAUAGUCGAAGACGAAAAUACAGUUAGAAAGUUCAGUUAAACCAAGUCAAUUAACCGUCAGUAUAAAGAUAAUAUCUGGAGAGCUCUUCGUUGUGUUCGCCUAGCUCAACGUUAGCUAGCUUGGCUAGCUAGCGUUAGUUAGCUUAGCCUAGCUAAAACUACUGGAGAAUCCAAAUUGAUCUCGCUCUUUACUUAACGUAGCUACUCGGCUAGCUAAGUGGCUAGCCGGCUACACGGAAUUUGGUUAUGCGAAUGCGCAACGUUAGCCAGAGCAUUGGACUGCGUUGGCAGAAUAACGUUAACUAGCAUUUGUUUUAUUUGCGUCACCAGCAACUUUUGCACCUUUCUCAGCGACGGUAAUUGGUGUUGAGGUACUUUUUGACGCCACGAAAACAUGUUUAAUAAACUGUACGAAUGGAUCGGAACGGGGAUUGCCAGCCUCCGGAACGGAGCGCCUGCGAACGACCAGGGAGAGGGAGUCCAGCAAGAUGGACAGAACAGGAGAAAAAGACAGAUCAAUUGUGUGGAAGACGGGGAGGCUGUCAAUCAAGAAGACGCAGUGGUGAAGAAAUUCAGAAUGGGAGACUGGAUAGACACCGUAAAGAUUGCUGCUAAAGGUGUGAAGACCCAGGGCUCCAGCGUGGCUUCGUGGGUGAAGAGCAGCGUGGGCCCCUCCCUCAGCAACAUCCUGCCCGCCUCGCCUGGCCCCCCACCCCUGGCGCCCCCUCCGGAGGCCUCGCCCGCGUCCCGUCCUGCCACGCCCUCGUGGGCGGAGACUGAGUUCCAGAUGGGGACACCUGGUUCGCUCAGGGAGACUUUCAUCAUGCCCUCCAGUACCCUGACAUGGAAAAGCUGCAAAUCAGUUCACGCAGAGCCCCUGAGGAUGGACAGGCCCGCCCUGGGAACGCGGGCCUUCGGGCGACCCUCCUACGCGGACGUCCCGCGGGGGGAGGCGCCCAAAACCAACGGGCACUCGGCGACGCUGCCCCCCGCCCUCGCGCCCAGACCGUGCCCCUCCCCCCGCCUGGGCAGGACCCUCAACUUGACGCCGCGGCGCUCGCCCAGUUCCCCGGCCUCCACCGGGGGCAGCGCAGGCAGCCCCUUCACCAGCAUGUACGAGAAGACCUUCCCCAUCCGUGUGGUGCAGAGCCCCUCCCACUCCAGCUCAGCCCGCCUCCGGCGCAGGAGGGCCCACUGCACAGCUCAGGAGUCGGUGCAGAUGGAGGAGAAGGAGGUGUACAGGCAGCUGCUGACCAUGGUGUCGGAGGGUCAGUCUGCCCUGUUCCGGGACGGGACGUCCUGCACUGGCCUGCGCUCCCACAGAGACCUCACCAGCUUCCUGAGCUCCAGUCGUCGGCUGCUCCAGAGCGCCCACCCGGCCGGGUCCUCCGAGGGUGCCAGCGCCCCCUCCAGCCCCCGCCCCGAGUCCAGCCUGGGCUCCAGCGCGCUCCCCAGCCCCAGGGAUGGGUCGGGCGGGGCCGAGACCCCCGUCUCCAGCCCCGGCCCCGGCACAGCGCCGGCAGAGCCCCCCGAACCUGCAGCCAGCCCCGCCCAGCAGGGCGACUGCUCCCACAAUGCCCUGUCCUCAGAUCCAAACGGAGACUCGCUGAUUUUUGUGAAGGAGCAGCCGGGGAAGAAGCAAGAUGCCUCUAGUGUUCCAUGUUUCCAUGCCGAGUUGUGGAUCAAAGAACUCACCAGUCUGUAUGAUUCGCGCGCUCGCGAGAGGCGGAGGCUGAUCGAGGAGCAGGAGGCCCUCACCACGCGGCUGUUCAGACAGCGCCUCUCCGAGGAAGGCCACGUGGGCCGGGGCGGCGUGGAGCUGCAGGUUCGCGUCCCCCUAGAGAAGGAGGUUCCCCUGGCGCCCGUCGUCGCGGAGAUCAAAGCCGCCCCGGAGGAGCCGGAGUUCCCCGAGCUCACAGAGGUAGAGCGCGCCGCGCUACGGCGGGGAGGCCCUUUCUCCUGCACCUGUGUCCUUCUGUGGAUGGCCUGUGCAGGUGGUAUCAGGCUCUCUGGAGGUGGUUGUGCCUGUCAGGACGAGUGUGCCUCGUGCAGGGGUUCAGACUCCCUCACGAAAGUGACAUCCGUGAUCAACUUCUACAUGAACAUGCUGGUGGAGCGCAGCCAGCGGCCGGGCCUCCCGUCCGUCUACACCUUCAACACCUUCUUCUACCCCAAGCUCCGCGGCGCCGGCUUCCCCGCCGUCCGCCGCUGGACCAAGAAGGUGGACGUGUUCGCCUCCGACAUCCUGCUGGUGCCCGUCCACCUCGGGGUGCACUGGUGCCUCUCCGUGGUGGACUUCAGGAAGAAGAGGGUCACGUACUUUGAUUCUAUGGGAGGCAGCAAUGACGAAGCCUGCAGGGUAUUGUUGAAGUACUUGGAACAGGAAAGUCAGGAUAAAAAAGGCAAACAGCUGGACACCUCUGACUGGGUCCUUCAAAGCAUGAAGCGCAGUGAGAUCCCGCAGCAGAUGAACGGCAGCGACUGUGGCAUGUUCACAUGCAAAUACGCAGAAUACAUCACCAAAGACCGACCAAUCACAUUCACUCAGAAACAUAUGCCCUAUUUCCGGAGGCGAAUGGUGUGGGAGAUCCUCAAUCGGAAACUCUUGUGAUUUCCAAGAGCAGCUGCGGAACCGAAUGCAAUUGGCUGAAUUGACAUUGAAGUGGGAGGAGCCGGUCGCAUUCCCGCCCCCAUCUCCGACUAACUUGCACCCCUCAGCCAAUCCCCCUCCUAGCAGGGAGGGUUAGAGAUGGGGGGGGGAGGGAAGCAGUCUGACACCAUGACCCGGUGCCCCCUUCAUAUGGGGCCCCUGCCAUCACACCCUGGAGAUCUGAGACACUGCCAGUUUUGCACUGGGGCCCCCUGGGCCUCUUUGACCCCGCCCACUACGGAAUCGGCCUGCUAUGACGAGUAAAUUAUACAAUGUACAGUUUACAGACAGCGAUUUUACCCACACUCCAUUCUUGAAUCACGUCCUUGGGCCUCAACCAUAAAUAUAUAUUUUUGUUAUGGAAAAAUGGGUUUCGUGAAUCCAACUGUGCAGGAAGUGUUACUCGUUGUAGCCUCUAAGGCCAGGCCCCUUUUAUGGUUAGCCUUCCUAGUGGUGAGAGCGGUCGUACAGAAUGCAUGCGGUUUCCCCUCCCGACCUCAAGGGGGCGACGAACACCGGCUGGCCGGACCUGCAUGUCCUCUGGUGCGACGGCGUAACUUGGCCGUUGGCUUCAGGCGUCUGAAACCGUCACUCUCAGGAUCAGAAUUACGUUUCCAGCAGCUGGCUCGGUUCGACUCCGAAGCUCUUUAAAAUCGAAAAGAAAUCGUUAUUUCUCAGAAAAUUUGUAGGACAAGCACACGUGUAUUUUUUUAUAGCGUUGAGGCCGGAUAACCCGCUCGUGCGAAAAGCAGCGGUUGGGGGGGGGGGGUUGUGGACCUACCCUGAUUCUUUUCUUAUUUCAGAAAUCGGUUCUCUAAUUUUACUUGAGGAGUAAGUGUAAAAGCCUCGCUGUUUAAUGUUGGUUCUGAAGAGCGAGGCGGGAUUUCCGCUCCUCGGCGCCAGUACAGUACAGUACAGUAGUAGUAACUCUAAUAUAUGAUGUUUAUGAAGAUCGGAUUUGAUCUGUAGGACGGACAGACAGCUUUGGGCAGCUGUCUCCUGCAGUACAGUGUCACCACUUUAAGGGCAAGAAGAGGGCUGGAGAAUAAAUAUGUUUAUUUUAUUGUUGCAUCCAGGCCCUUUUUGGUUGUUUCUAGAAGUUUUUUGCAGGAUAAUUUGCAGCUUUUGUAUAUAUAUAUAAAUACAUAUACGUACGUCUUAAGUACACCGUUUCUUGGAAGACUUGUAUUUAAUAUACAUUUUGUAUCUUUUAUUAUCCAUUUUUUAAAAUCUAGUUUAAAAAAAAGAAAGAAAACCUUUUGUGGAAAUAAAUGCCUUAAGACGUUG
This is a messenger RNA of Anguilla rostrata (American eel), 4069 nucleotides long. It is a transcript of the gene senp1, whose product is annotated as SUMO specific peptidase 1. The transcript is spliced from 18 exons. Gene Ontology annotation, biological process: protein desumoylation; proteolysis. NCBI's taxonomy places the organism in Eukaryota, Metazoa, Chordata, Actinopteri, Anguilliformes, Anguillidae. The record is from RefSeq and is a predicted model, not a curated record. Gene Ontology annotation, molecular function: deSUMOylase activity. Bases 527 to 2743 code for a protein of 738 amino acids. Gene Ontology annotation, cellular component: nucleus.